Molecule: messenger RNA, 267 nt
Organism: Linum tenue
Lineage: Eukaryota; Viridiplantae; Streptophyta; Magnoliopsida; Malpighiales; Linaceae
Source: the annotation of a GenBank genome assembly
AUGGCGGUUCAACGGAUCCAGGAUGCAACGCCGGGCCACCCUCAUUAUGUGCAGGUGUCCGCGAUCCGGGAACUUCUGGCUAGGGAGUGGGAAGUGCAGGUUGGUCACAUUUUUCGCGAGGGCAACGUGGUUGCGGAUUACCUUGCCUCCGCUGGCCACGCGCUAUCAACAGGGAUACAUGUUUUUGAGAACCCGAGCUCAAUGUUGAGCCACUGGUUGUAUUUUGACACUUUGGGGAUUCAAACUCCCCGUUCAGUUAUUAAUUAA